This is a messenger RNA of Hyaloscypha bicolor E, 1107 nucleotides long. RefSeq lists its product as uncharacterized. Lineage: Eukaryota; Fungi; Ascomycota; Leotiomycetes; Helotiales; Hyaloscyphaceae. The transcript is spliced from 3 exons. Bases 1 to 1107 code for a protein of 368 amino acids. The record is from RefSeq and is a predicted model, not a curated record.
AUGAUUUCCUCGUGUUUGCCAUUUCUCUGUCUGACGCACCGAAACAAAGUUCUAUACCGUCGACCACAUCGCACAUAUCGACAUCACCGAGAGUCCGUGUACGACGUUCCUGAUUUUGCCGCACUGCCUCCUGCAGCCCCAAUCUUCAUUCCCCCGUCGCCACCUCCGCCAGAGCCAGAUCUCCCUUUACCUCUUAUACCCCUCCCCAGACCGGAGGAACCUCUCGAAACUCACCCCCUCGUACAUUAUCGACCAAGAUCUCCACCGCUGAUAUCCGUUCAACCUCGCCAAGUUGUUCACCACCCUGAAAUAUCCCCAUAUCCAGAACCUAUCGUCCUUCCCUACCCAGAACCCAUUCUGUAUCCAGAACUUAUCCCCUACCGCGAACUACCCGCCGAUUGCGUACAUUUUCACCCCUACUUGCCCAGGAUGGUUGGCCUUUAUGGAAACUACAUCCGACCAGAGGAACUUCGGGCGGCCGUUGAGGUGGCCCUUGAUAUGAUCUUGAGGGAAUUACGUGAGCCAGAUUAUUACAGAGAUCGUGGCCUCCGACUCGGUGGGUUCAGAGGUAUUGGUAGCCUGUCCGAUGACAGAAGGCUGGGGGAUGUGGAACUUGAGGAGUAUGUUCGACGAAUGAAUCUCGUCGUCCAAAUCGCCAACAGCCAUGUCACUCCGCGUAUGAUGCAUGCUGAGAUACACCCCAAGAUCUCGGACAGUGGCGCCGACGCUGGCCGCUACCCAAGGGAAUUCGAACGCCCGAGGAGACUUGAGGAGUUUUUUGUUAUGGACUCAAGCACACUCGACCACAUCCUCCAAUCCUACGGUCUUCCCCGCGAUGGUUACUCACGCGACAACCUCAGCCUCAACCUUGGACGGUCUACCCUCAGCGGCCUCUCCCUCGGGCGGCCCCUCGGAUUAAACGACAGAUUGAACGACACCGAUCGAGUACGCGAACAGAAACUGAGAAAUUUGUUUGAGUUUCUUGGUGUUGAUAUGAGAGACGGGUUGGGAAGCUUCGGGGUGGGAUUGGGUGGAAGGGACUUGCUGGGCGCGGGUAGACUUGGGAAUAGAGGACCUGGGCUCCUGAGGGCAUUGGAUAGGUAUUGA